This is a messenger RNA of Kuraishia capsulata CBS 1993, 1431 nucleotides long. RefSeq lists its product as uncharacterized. The record is from RefSeq and is a predicted model, not a curated record. The transcript has a single exon. Lineage: Eukaryota; Fungi; Ascomycota; Pichiomycetes; Pichiales; Pichiaceae. Bases 1 to 1431 code for a protein of 476 amino acids.
AUGAUACGACAUCUGAGACGUGUCACGGUCUUAAAGAUAAGGAUACCCCGGAGUUUCAAGUUCUCCCACGACGCGUCGUUCUCGCAUCAGUCUUCGCAGCUAGCGAAGCUACAACACAAGAGAAUCACUUCAGUGCUCGAAGGGUUGCCGUUGAUAUCGCAACAUAUUGAUGAGAAUGAAGUCUCCGAUUUGUUGAAGUUGCUGGGAUAUGUGGCUUGGGGCUCGCAACAGGCGAAUUUGUUGGUGAAGCGCAUUGUUCAACGACUGAAGAUUCAGGCUCCCGACAAACUGCUUUCUCCCAGCGACAUGAACGCUUUCUAUUCCACAUGGCUUCCAAUGAUAGAUGACAAACUUGUUGGUGAACUAGAAUCUCUGGGCUCAAAUUCCACCGCUGUGAAUCUACUCAUUCAUGCCCACAUCGUCAGAAAGGAGUACGGAAAGGCUGUCAAAUUGGUAAACGAGGCUGCUAUUUUACCCGAGAUUAAACUGGACAGAUUCCCAUGUGAGUUGCUUCUACACCAUCUGUCGUACACAGACAGAUUUGAUUGUGUCAGCCAAAUUGUGAAGAACGUUGCCCCCUAUCAUAUACUGAGUUCGCAGACUUUGGCACGUAUCUUCACUCAGGCGGUGCGAAAGCGAAAGACUAGGUUGUGUUUCUGGAUGCUGAAACAUCUCCAACACAAAGACGAAGCUUCCGAUUUUGAAGUUCCAUUCAGUCCGGCAAUGGAGCUCGCAAGUCAAUGUUCAUAUACUGGUAAUAGACCUCUUUUGAGGAUGGUGUGGCAUUCUUUGAAGUUGAAAGAGAGGCUCGGGGAUACUGAAGAGUAUCAUCGUUUGGAUCGCACUUUUCGUGUAUACGAGGUAGAGGCCCUUUCCAGAAGAGAAGGCUCCAUCUAUGCUCUGCGAAACUUCGACUCGUUGCUCAAAGACUACGAUUCUUCGCUGAGUGUUCUUGACUUUCCAAUGACGGUUGCCAAGCUGGAUAGCGAGCUGCCUUUGGUAGCGAUUUCCGAUCUCAUAAAACGAAAAAGUUCGGCGGACCAGGUUUCGAUAACCGUGAUGAAUAUUUUCCUCUACAAGCUGACUGAGGCUGGUCGACAGGGCGAUGCGUUCUCGCUUGCUGGAGCUCUUCUCAACCAUCUCAAUGACGAAUCCAAAAUGUACCUUAUACGCUCUCUACAGCGAACCCCCAACCCACUCAACGCUGCCAAAAUGACCACUAUGAUCACCUCAGAUACCUCAUAUAAGAUAAAGCUGAUGGCUUUACGAGUGCUCUUACCAACCACUCAGUACGAUUUGAGCUAUGGCAUCCUUGAUACCUUCAAGAGCCACUCCCAAAAGCUACCGAAGGCGUUGUUUGGUGAGCUGGUAGUGAGAUGCCAAAAUGACCAUUCCAAUGCAUACGAACAGUACGAAUCGCUGUGUAUAUAA